Uloborus diversus is the source of this 3850-nucleotide messenger RNA. It is a transcript of the gene Sec24CD, whose product is annotated as protein transport protein Sec24C-like. Gene Ontology annotation, biological process: intracellular protein transport; COPII-coated vesicle cargo loading; endoplasmic reticulum to Golgi vesicle-mediated transport. The coding region runs from base 195 to 3425 and encodes 1076 amino acids. NCBI's taxonomy places the organism in Eukaryota, Metazoa, Arthropoda, Arachnida, Araneae, Uloboridae. The record is from RefSeq and is a predicted model, not a curated record. Gene Ontology annotation, cellular component: COPII vesicle coat; endoplasmic reticulum exit site. Gene Ontology annotation, molecular function: zinc ion binding; SNARE binding. The transcript has 22 exons.
AUGGGAUGGGCAAUAGUAGAGCUUGCGCAGAUCUUUUCCUUACGUGGCAUGAGAAUGGAGCGCAAAGUUAAAGAUGAAUUUUGUUAUUUAAUAUAAUUAAAUAAUACAUUUGUUUUCUCAAAAUUAUAUUGGGAACGUUUUCUCUUCACUACAUUUUACGAAAUUACCAUAUCGGCCUCCUUUCCCUGGACAUCAUGAAUUCACAGUAUGGAAGUUCUGGUCCGUACAUGCCACCUUAUGCUCAACCACCUCCUCCAAAUGCCUAUAAUGCCUUUGGAAUGCAGAGUGAACCAGCUCCAAAUAAAAGUAUGUCUGCAACUGCUUAUGGCUAUAGUGGUGUACAUAAUGGUCCAUCAAAUGUUCUUCCUGGACAGAGGCCUAACCCAAAUGCUUUUCAAGUGCCAUCUGCUUCAGUGCCUGCAUCCAGCCAAGUUAACCAGUUAUCAAAUGAAAUGAAUGCAAUGCACCUUUCACAGAAUCAAAACCAUUUGUUAGUAACAGGGCACCAUUCAAAUCACAGACUUCCUAAUAACUUAUCAGAGCCUCCUAGUUCUCUUUCUCCUAAUUCUACAGGACACCAACAAUAUUGGCAGCAAUCUUCCAGACUUCCUCACAAUCCAGAGGGUGCGUUUAAUCAACCUCCUUCAAAUGCAAAUUAUCUACCAUCCAGCACUGUGGAACAUCCAUACUCUGUUCCACCUCCCCCACAGGGUACAUCUUUUCCUCCAAACAUGCAGCAAAAUGAGAGGACUAUAUCCCCUGCUCCCCCCUUAGGCGACCAGGUGAAUCAACCACAUUUCGGCAGGCCCAACCAGGCAAUGCCUAAUCAGGAGAUGUAUCCUCCAUCUGUGCAACAGCGUCAAUACCCUAUGUCCAGGCCUCCUAUGCCAUAUACAAAUGGAACAAGUGGGCCAACUCCUCCUGGCAGCCAUUAUGGGCAACAUGGUUCAAGCAUGCAUGCUCGAUAUCCACCAGCAUCCAUAUCUCCAAGUCCAUCUCAAUCGGCGCCUCAAUAUCCUCAGCCUGGCAAUAUUGGAGCAACUUCUAAUCGACUAGGGAGUUUGCCUCAGCCUUCUGGUCAGCGACGGCUAGAUCCUGAUAAUAUGCCUAGUCCGAUUCAAGUGAUUGAAGAUGAUAGGAAGUUAAGAAGUUGUUCCUUUUCCACUGCUCAAAGAGGACUGGUGCCUCCAUUAGUUACAACAGAUUUUUCUGUUAUUGAUGAAGGUAUAUGCAGUCCCAGGUUCAUGCGAUCAACAAUUUAUAAUGUGCCUACAACAGCUGAAAUGCUUAAACAAACUUCUGUACCAUUUGCCAUUGCUGUCAGUCCAUUUGCAAGGUUACACAAAGAUGAAUAUCCACCUCCCAUUGUAGACCCUGGUGAAGAAGGGCCUGUGCGAUGUCAUAGAUGCAGAGCAUAUAUGAGUCCUUUCAUGCAGUUUAUUGAUGCCGGUCGAAGAUUUCAAUGUAUGCUUUGCAAAGCCACUACGGAAGUACCUGCAUAUUAUUUUACACACCUUGAUCACAUGGGAGAGCGAGUGGAUAAGAUGGAAAGACCAGAACUAUGUUUAGGAUCGUAUGAAUUUAUUGUGAACCGAGAUUAUUGCAAAGAAGGAAAGUUUCCCAAUUGUCCAGCUUUUAUAUUUUUAAUUGAUGUCUCAUAUAACAACAUUAGAAAUGGAAUGGUCAAAACGCUAUGUGACAACAUGAAAUAUGUCCUUGCAGGUUUACCAAGAGAACAUAAUGCUGAAAGUUCAAAAAUUAGAGUUGGAUUUAUAACAUACAGUUCAGUCAUUCAUUUUUUCAAUAUAAAUAGUAAUUUAGCGCAACCCCAGAUGCUUGUUGUUUCAGAUGUUAAUGAUAUGUUCAUGCCUCUGUUAGAUGGAUUUCUUGUUGAAAUAUCUGAAGCAGAACAUGUUAUAAAUAGCUUAGUGGAACAAAUUCCUACUAUAUUUGCUGAUUCCCGUGAAACGGAAACUGUUCUUGGUCCUGCAAUACAAGCUGGAUUGGAAGCAUUAAAGGCUGCAGAAUGUGCUGGAAAGCUGUUUGUCUUUCAUUCUACUCUACCUAUUGCUGAAGCCCCUGGAAAAUUGAAAAGCAGGGAUGAUAGGAAGUUACUUGGGACAGAAAAAGAAAAGACUAUUUUAAAUCCACAGACUUCCUUUUAUAAUAACUUGGGUCAAGAAUGUGUAAAAGCUGGGUGUUCUAUAGAUCUAUUUCUGUUCAAUAAUGCCUACAUUGAUGUUGCUACUCUAGGUCAAGUGUGUCGCUUGACAGGAGGACAUCUGUACAAAUAUACUUAUUUUCAGUCUGAUAUUGAUGGUAUGAGAUUUAUUGAAGAUUUGAGAAGAAAUAUUGAAAAACCCAUAGCUUUUGAUGCAGUUUUACGUAUAAGGACAAGUACUGGUGUGCGACCUACAGACUUUUCUGGAUGCUUUUUCAUGUCUAAUACAACUGAUGUGGAAUUGGCAUCAGUAAAUUGUGAUAAUUCUCUUGCAAUCGAAAUCAAGUAUGAUGAUAAACUCACAGAGGAGGAAGGAGUCUGCAUUCAAUGUGCUGUAUUAUAUACCAGUUGCUCCGGACAAAGAAGGUUGCGUGUCCAUAAUCUUGCACUUAAUACAUGUUCUCAAAUGGCAGAACUCUUCAGGCACUGCGAACUUGAUACCAUGAUGAAUGUGUUUCUCAAAGAGGGUAUUCGCAGAAUAUUGGAUGAAAGUCCCAAACAAGUCAAAGAUUACUUUAUAUCUCGCAGUGCACAGAUUUUGGCAUGUUACAGGAAAAAUUGUGCACAAGCCUCAUCUGCUGGGCAGCUUAUUCUACCUGAGUGCAUGAAGCUUCUUCCUUUGUACAUAAAUUGUUUAAUAAAAUGUGAUGCAUUAGCUGGUGGUCAAGAGAUGUCUACAGAUGAUCGUAGCUUCAUAAUGGUUGGAGCAUUAAAUAUGGAUGUUGAUUCAUCUGCUGCAUAUUUAUAUCCAAGACUUCUUCCACUUCAUGAAAUUGUCCUCAAUAAUUCAGAAAGUAUUCCAAUCCAAUUACCAACUGCUAUCAGAUGUUCUGUGGAAAGGUUAAAAGAACAUGGAAUUUAUCUUUUAGAAAAUGGAUUAACAAUGUUUCUAUGGGUUGGCCUGAAUGCAGAUCCAGAAUGGGUUCAAGAUGUCUUUGGAGUUCCUACUGUAGUCAGAGUAGAUGUUGAAAAGAACCACUUACUAGAACUAAAUAAUCCUCUUUCUCUGCAUAUAAGAAACAUUUUGAAGCAAAUUCAAAGUGAAAGACAAAGAACUAUGAGACUGUAUAUAGUGCGACAAGGUGAGAAGUUAGAGUUGCUGUUCAGACAACUUCUCGUGGAAGAUCGAACAACAGAAGGCAGUGCCUCUUAUGUGGACUUUCUAUGUCACCUUCACAAAGAAAUAAGAACUUUGCUCUCUUGAAAUUAGAAACAAGGAAUAUUUCCUUGAGAAUAUGCAAUAUAUUGCUAUGCAGUCUCAAUCCAGAAAAAUAUUUUUUUUACACCAUCCUAUGUCGUCAUAUGAAGAAAUAUUCUUGAAAGAUGACCAAAAUAAAAACCUCACAUAUGUAAGUGCUAGUUUAAAUCAAUACAUUGAUGAUUACAAUAACAGUUCAUGGAUUCCUUUUUUUCCCCCUCUUGGAAUUCUUUUAACAUAAGGCAAAUAAGAUGAAACCUAUUCAAGUUUUUAUUAUUCAUUUUAUGGCAAACUUAAAGUUUUGAAUGUAUUGUAAAAAAAAAAAAAAAUACAAUCAUAGCUGGAGAAAGAAAUUUGGUUGUAAUGUAUGACUUAAUUUGUAGUUUAUUUGUAGCAAUUAAAUUAUUCUGAGAAUAAAUUUUUAUUAUCAA